Molecule: messenger RNA, 123 nt
Organism: Paraglomus brasilianum
Lineage: Eukaryota; Fungi; Glomeromycota; Glomeromycetes; Paraglomerales; Paraglomeraceae
Source: the annotation of a GenBank genome assembly
AUGUUAGAGAAGCUUGCAUUUAAUUUAUUAAGGUUAGCCGAAAUUAAUCCAGGCAAGGCAAUUCGCAUACCACAACAAAACGCUAGACCAACAGCAAUCGAGAUGCUAAUUAAAGUCAAUUAA